Molecule: messenger RNA, 1238 nt
Organism: Corticium candelabrum
Lineage: Eukaryota; Metazoa; Porifera; Homoscleromorpha; Homosclerophorida; Plakinidae
Exons: 3
Coding region: 90-614 (174 amino acids)
Source: RefSeq, a predicted model, not a curated record
CUGGAACCAGACGUAUGUAGCUAUAGAGGUGCCUUUCUCGUGAUUGCGCCUCUCUUUGCAUAAUUUUGUUCGAGUCUGCUGGUGUAACUAUGGGAUCUCUUCUUGUCUUCAAAAUUAUAUUGUGGAUAGCAGCCGUCGUUUGCGCCGUCAUCGUAGUGGCCGUCACAGAGGAAAAGUUGCGAGCAACAGACGGUGGCAUUGACAUCUGCGCUAUUGGUUUUACUGUGGAGGGUGACCUUAGGGGUUACACCGACCAUAAACAAGCGUGCCACCUCGCACUUGCUGCCGGAGUUAUUGGCAUGGUGUUUGGAAUACUUGGCUUUGUGUUGGAGAUAGUGGUGGAGAAGGGCGGUGCUGUAAUGAUCGUCGUGAAGAAGUUCAUUUUUCUUGGUCUCAUGAUACUCGCCAUUGUGAUCGCAGUGCUGUGGAUUGCUACGUUUGUCUAUCUCAUCUAUCUGUGGGAAGAGAAAACAACAGAUGGUCUUACAGAUGAAACAAAGAAAAGUGGACGAGCUGUUCUUGCUUUCACUGCUAUUUCAGCUGCUAUACAGGUGGUCCUGGUCGUGCUGGAGAAGAUAGAUCACGGCAACGCUCUUAGCGUGCCCAUUCCCUGAACUGCAGAAUGAAGAAGUAAAUUUUCCUUCAAUGUUUCUUGAAUUUGUUGGUAACUGGCGGAUUACUAAAACUUUCCGUUUUCUUUAUUUCGGCAAAUGCUGCUGGGGUAAUUUCUCUAAAUUUCGCAUCACUAGUUAAUUGCAUGCUUUUUAGUCACUAUUUUGUUGCUAGACUGUCCUUCCAUUUGUACUUGGGACCGCCAGAUUACUAACAGAAUGUGACUACAGUGAGAUUAGCUGGAUGUCCCGUGUAGUUACAAUAUGAAUGUCCGUUUAAUUAAUGAACUGGACGCUAGCAAUCCGGAUAUAACAUGACGCAAUUAUUUAAUUAUUUGCGUUUAGCAAACGAGUAAAAAAUUAGCAGUCAAUAAAUCAAUAAAUCUUUAAUAUUUGUCUUCAAUGUAAAACGUGUAAAUUAUUACGUCAAUUAAACGUCGUGGAUUGCAUCUGAUGUAAACUAUUGUACUAGAAUAUUAGCUGUACAUGUACACACUAGAAUUUGCAACCGAAUAACUUUUGGAGUUGUUCAAUAUUUUCUGCAUAAAUAUUACGUUUGCGUGCGUUCUCUACGCAAGGUAGCUGUCGACUUGUCAAGUACUGUCGUACAGGUGGGAAUAGCUGUCA